AAUAUUUAUAUUUAUUUUCUUUACGUUUGCAUAUUUCACUUGAGCUAAGUAAAAUCGUUGUCUUGUAAAACAUUUAUUUGACUAAAGGAAGAACAAGAGUCUUGUAAAACAGUUUAUUUGACUAAAGGAAGAACAAGAUUACUGAUAACAUUUUCUCAUCUUUUAAGCAGAGAUGUUGUGUGCUUUUCAGCGCAGUGUCCGUUUGACACCUCAACUUGUUGGUUCUGUUCAAUUCUACAGUUCCUUGGGAGAGAAGAACUACCAACAUGCUUCACCAAAAGCUACUGAAUCUACGACAAAAAAGAAUGAAUUCUCCUGGCAAGACCCUUUGCUCCUAGAGUCUGCACUCACCGAAGAAGAAAUCCUCAUCCAAAAUUCCACCAGAGAUUUCUGCAAUGAACGACUCAUGCCCAGGAUCCUGCAAACUAACAGAAAUGAAACCUAUGACCGAGAUGUGAUGCCAGAGAUGGGUGCUAUAGGUGUUUUGGGGGCAACUAUCAAAGGCUAUGGCUGUCCUGGAGUGUCUUCUGCAGCCUAUGGCCUCAUCGCCCGUGAAGUGGAGCGUGUGGAUUCUGCUUACCGAUCUAUGCUAUCAGUUCAGUCAUCAUUGGUGAUGUUCCCAAUAUAUGCCUUUGGAGCCGAGGACCUAAAGCAGAAGUUCCUGCCAAAGCUAGCCACUGGGUCGCUGGUGGGAUGCUUUGGCCUCACAGAACCUGAUGCAGGGAGUGAUCCAGCGGGCAUGAGAACUACAGCUACCUACCAGUCUGCUGAUGACACCUACCGACUCAAUGGCACCAAGACCUGGAUCACAAACUCGCCCGUGGCAGACGUGUUUGUGGUGUGGGCGAAGUGUGAGGACGGUCACAUACGGGGCUUUGUUAUUGAGAAAGGAACUCCCGGAUUGUCUGCACCUAAAAUCGAAGGGAAAUUUUCUCUCAGAGCGUCGCCUACAGGGAUGAUUGUAAUGGAGGACGUGGUGGUGCCCGCUACAAACAUGCUCAGUGCCGUGAAAGGACUCAAGGGUCCUUUCUCAUGCCUGAACAACGCCCGGUUUGGUAUAGCGUGGGGAGCCAUGGGAGCUGCUGAGGCCUGUGUCUCCAUUGCUCGCGACUACACCCUCAACAGGAAAAUGUUCGGUCGACCGCUGGCUGCCACGCAGCUCAUACAAAAGAAGCUCGCAGACGCCAUCACGGAGAUCAGCCUCGCCCUCAACGCCUGCCUGCACGUGUCUAGACUCAAGGAUAUGGACAAGGUAACGCCUGAGAUGAUCAGUUUGCUGAAACGGAACUCGUGCGGUAAAGCGCUGGACAUUUGCCGCUCUGCCCGCGACAUGCUGGGAGGAAACGGAAUUUGUGAUGAAUACCACGUCAUCAGGCACUGCAUGAACCUGGAGGCUGUCAACACGUACGAGGGAACGCACGACGUUCACGCCCUUAUCCUGGGUCGAGCCAUCACUGGCAUCCAGGCGUUCUACUGAUGCCCGGACUUACCUUGUAUGGGGAUACAUUCAGUGAUGGAGAGAAGCAUAUGCAGACAUCUGUAGAUCAUCAGCGGAGUAUAUUCAGUCUACUGGUAUCUCUAUGGUAUCUACGACCCUCUGAUAUCAGCGGCCAGUGGGCGGUAAUAGUGCACUGAUAUUCUACAGUCUAUUGGCAUCUACGUUCAACUGGUAUCUACGGAGUACCUGCAGUUAAUCGAUAUGUACGACCCAGAUUUUACAGUGUUGGCCAAAUUGUUAUGCGUUUAACGCGCCUAUUUUCAUAAAAUUUAUCUGUGAUGAAGCUGGGGUUCUUAGCUCUCUACGGCGGAAAUAUUGAAGCCAAUAUCGACAGAAAAGCCUGGUUUUUCUGCUAUAUCAUAAAGCCUUGCUUUCUUCCUAAGGAAUUAUAAUUAUAAUAAUAAGGAAUUAUAAUAAUAUAUUACAAUCAUUUUCAAAAUGAUUGUACUGCUUUAUUCCUAAGUGUUAAACUAAUGCAAUAUAUUUUUGCAGGUAAAAAAUUUUGUUCUUAAAUGCCGGCCGAAACUCGUAUGUUGUCGUGCGUUUUAAGUUACAUUUUUCAAUGUUUUAUCGUUCAAGUAUUGAUCUAAGUAUUUUGUAUAAUCUGCAUGGUGCUGCUUAGAAGCUUUCGCUUAGAGAUUACGUGUACCUGAUAGGCUCGCUUAUUGCGUUGAUAAGCUCAUUCGUUGUGUGUUGUCUAUACCGCUUAUAAAUAACCUGCAUGGUUAUGCUUGUUGACGACUCGAUUAUACGGCAUAAACUUCAGCUCUAGCCUACAUGGUAAGAUUGUUAUGGCAUAAUACUGUUUAUUAACCUAAAUAUCCAUGUAUGUUUGAAUGAGAUUUCAUUAAUUAGAUGAUAAGUUCAGUGUUCCCUAAGAUAUCGAAAUUGUACUCUUUAUUAAUGAUCCUUGUGUAUGAAGGCUUCUGAAACCUCGGACCAAAAUGUAAUUUAGACUCAAUUAAUCAACAAUGGUCGUGGCUCACAAUACACAAUUUCACCGGCUUCUGAACGCGCCACUUAUUA
Molecule: messenger RNA, 2524 nt
Organism: Hyalella azteca
Lineage: Eukaryota; Metazoa; Arthropoda; Malacostraca; Amphipoda; Hyalellidae
Product: glutaryl-CoA dehydrogenase, mitochondrial
Exons: 11
Coding region: 173-1477 (434 amino acids)
Biological process (GO): fatty-acyl-CoA biosynthetic process; fatty acid beta-oxidation using acyl-CoA dehydrogenase
Cellular component (GO): mitochondrial inner membrane
Molecular function (GO): flavin adenine dinucleotide binding; glutaryl-CoA dehydrogenase activity; fatty-acyl-CoA binding
Source: RefSeq, a predicted model, not a curated record